AUGGCCCUUUUGCUGCCUCUACUGGCGGCCUUGGUGGUGUGCAGCUGUGGUGCUGCUGGAUCUCUGGGCUGUGACCUGCCUCAGAGCCAUGGCCUGCUUAGCAGGAAGACCUUGGUGAAUCUGAGCCAGAUGAGGAGAAUCUCCCCUUUCUUGUGUCUCCGGGACAGAAACGACUUCGGAUUCUCCCAGGAGAUGGUGGAUGGCAGCUGGUUGCAGGUGCCCCAGGCCGUGUCUGUCCUCCACGAGAUGCUGCAGCAGGUCUUCAACCUCUUUCACACAGAGCGCUCCUCUGCUGCCUGGAACACCACCCUCCUGGACAAACUCCUCGCUGGACUUCAUCAGCAGCUGGAACACCUGGAGACCUGCUUGGUGCAGGAGAUGGGAGUGGAAGAAUCUGCCCAGGUGGCUGAGGGCCCUACACUGGCCUUGAAGAGGUACUUCCAGGGAAUCCAUCUCUAUCUGAAAGAGAAGAAAUACAGCAACUGUGCCUGGGAAGUUGUCAGAGUGGAAAUCAUGAGAUCAGUCUCUUUAUCAGCAAACUUGCAGGAAAGGUUAAGGAAUAAGGACGGAGACCUGGGGUCAUCUUGA
Molecule: messenger RNA, 588 nt
Organism: Carlito syrichta (Philippine tarsier)
Lineage: Eukaryota; Metazoa; Chordata; Mammalia; Primates; Tarsiidae
Gene: IFNW1
Product: interferon omega 1
Exons: 1
Coding region: 1-588 (195 amino acids)
Biological process (GO): adaptive immune response; defense response; humoral immune response
Cellular component (GO): extracellular region
Molecular function (GO): cytokine activity; type I interferon receptor binding
Source: RefSeq, a predicted model, not a curated record